This is a messenger RNA of Dimorphilus gyrociliatus, 409 nucleotides long. The record is from the annotation of a GenBank genome assembly. Lineage: Eukaryota; Metazoa; Annelida; Polychaeta; Dinophilidae.
AUACUAUCUUGAAGUUCGAGCAAAGCUGAGCAAUAUGGCGGAAAAUCAUGAAGUCGAAAGUUGGGAAGAUUUAGACGUAAAUGACGAAUUACAGAAUAAAUUGAAUAAUACAAAGCCAAAUUUCACUUCUGUUAAUAUUAAAGCUAGGAAAGAAUCCACAAAACCAACAAUAUUAAGAGAAGAUACAGACAGAACCCAAUAUACACCUCAAGUAAGAAUAUUAAGAAGAUCUCCCGAGGAACGACCGAAGAAUGAAACAAAUUUGACUCAAAAAACACCAUCAACAUGGAAGAGUGUUGAACAGCGAGAGCAAGAAUAUAAGGAAGCUCGACUACGAAUAUUCGGUUCUGAGGAAAAUGAAAAGUCAGACUCUGCAUCUGGAGACGAAAAACCUAAUUCUAACAGGUAG